GUUCAGAGGUGUGAAAAGAAGAAUAACCUUCUAUUAUAAAGAGUGAAUUUUGAAAAUAUUUAAAUAUUAAAAAGUUCUCUUGAUUUAUCCUAUUAACUUCGAAUACGAUGAGAUAUGAGCAGGAUGAGAGUUACGUCGGGCGGACGUUUGAUUCUCUCGAGGGCCUCUCCGACAAAACGCUAAAGGCGAUCGCGGAGAUGGGUUUCGCAACCAUGACCGAAAUACAGGCGAAAUCUCUGCCUCAUUUGCUGAAAGGUUCUCAUCUAGUGGGAACGGCGAAAACCGGUGCCGGAAAAACGUUGGCCUUUUUAAUCGCCGCAGUCGAGUGGGUGCACAGGAUGAAAGUUAAACCGCGCAACGGCACUUGCUCCAUUAUUUUGUCUCCGACCAGAGAACUGUGCCUUCAGACGUUUACCGUCUUGAAGCGACUGAUGAAGUACCACAGUCAGACAUGUUUCAGGAUUGUGGGUGGCGGAAACCGGAAAGAGGAAAGCGAGAGGUUGUGGAACGGGGCAAAUAUUCUGGUAGCGACUCCUGGACGGUUGCUCGACCAUAUGCAAAACACUGAGGGUUUUAUUUAUAAGUCGGUGUUUAAUGUAAUUAUAGAUGAAGCCGAUCGGAUGAUGGAUCUUGGUUUCGAAGCGGAUAUCCGGAGAAUUUUAGCGUUGCUAAAGAAUGAAAACAGGCAACAUAUCGUGUUUACCGCAACGGUCAACAAAAACAUUGACUCUCUGAAAUCCGUGGUGUUCCAGAACAUGAAGCCUGUGUAUGUGGGGAUGCCGGAACCAGAGGAGACGCCUACUGUCUCCACUUUGACCCAAUGCUACUUGGUUUACCGGUCGGAGGAGAGGUUUCCAGCUCUCUAUGCUCUCCUUAGGGCUUACGUCACCAAAAAGGUUAUAGUGUUUUUCAGCACUUGCACGUCGGUACGGUUCCACCAUGAUCUGCUGAACUUUAUCAACGUGGACUGCAUGUAUUAUCAUGGCCAACUGAAACAGAAUAUACGGGAGAGAACGUUCAGGAAGUUUACGAAGAUCAAGUCUGGAAUUUUGCUGUGCACCGACAUCGCUGCGAGAGGUCUGGACAUCCCAGGCGUGGACUUGAUCAUCCAGUACGAUCCUCCCGAGGAUACGAACGAGUAUUUGCACAGAGUCGGUAGAACAGCGCGAGGAGAAGGUGUCAGCGGGAAAGCCAUUUUGUUUUUGAGGCCCGAAGAAGAACGAUUUUUGGCGUUGAUGCAGCACGCGAAGAUCCCCUUGCACAACGGCCGACUCAAGAGCCAGUGCUUUGAGCACUACAACAUUCAACCUGUGAUGGAGGAAGUGGUGAACACCAACUUCCACCUGCGCCCUCUAGCGUUGGACGCGUUCAGGGCGUACGUCAGGUCGUACGCGUCCCAUCGCAUCAAGUUCGCGUUCGACGCGGACAAACUGGACUUGGACGCGGUGGCCUCGUCGUUCGGGUUGAAACGGGCGCCGCCACUGGACGCUCCCCUAAAAAAAAUCCAACACAAGAAGAAACGACGGGGUUACGUGGAUAAUACAUUCUAGUUUGUCCACGAAUAGCGUCGUUCAUUUUUUUCCAAGUGAUCAUUUUGGCCUUCCUUUUUGCCCUUCCUCUUUGUUCCUCCCGUUCCUUUUUGUUUUUUGAUUUUAUUUUCAGAUGGCUUGCGUCCUCCGGUCUCUAAGCAAUCUUCGGGGAGUGGCUUUCCAUUGCUCCAACUGUGUCUGGAAGAGUUACAAAUACAAAAGCCCGUUUUUUUACUUUUAUUUAUUGCAUAUUUAUUGACAAAGUGAAUUUAUGUUAAAUGAAGGUCUUGCACAAAUAAAUUAACUAUACCCAUUACAAAUAAUC
Cylas formicarius (sweet potato weevil) is the source of this 1854-nucleotide messenger RNA. Its product is annotated as probable ATP-dependent RNA helicase pitchoune. Bases 108 to 1550 code for a protein of 480 amino acids. Gene Ontology annotation, molecular function: RNA helicase activity; ATP binding; nucleic acid binding. Gene Ontology annotation, cellular component: nucleolus. Lineage: Eukaryota; Metazoa; Arthropoda; Insecta; Coleoptera; Brentidae. Gene Ontology annotation, biological process: maturation of LSU-rRNA from tricistronic rRNA transcript (SSU-rRNA, 5.8S rRNA, LSU-rRNA). The record is from RefSeq and is a predicted model, not a curated record. The transcript is spliced from 6 exons.